Propithecus coquereli (Coquerel's sifaka) is the source of this 1719-nucleotide messenger RNA. RefSeq names its product prolyl 3-hydroxylase family member 4 (non-enzymatic) (gene P3H4). The record is from RefSeq and is a predicted model, not a curated record. NCBI's taxonomy places the organism in Eukaryota, Metazoa, Chordata, Mammalia, Primates, Indriidae. Gene Ontology annotation, molecular function: collagen binding; protein binding. The transcript is spliced from 8 exons. Gene Ontology annotation, cellular component: endoplasmic reticulum. Gene Ontology annotation, biological process: collagen fibril organization; peptidyl-lysine hydroxylation. Bases 279 to 1610 code for a protein of 443 amino acids.
GCUUUCUCGAUGCCCCAUCUUUGGCGUGAAGCGUUCCCCUAUCCACCCACUAUCUGCCAAAGGGAAGAUCCCCCAAGGGCAGGAGGUCGGGCCAACGUAGGGGACCUAGGACACUACUGGACCCUCUGAAAAAGGGGGGACGCGACCCAGGCCCCUUCCCCGCCGUCCCGCCCUCGGUGUCCGGCGCUAAGACCCAGCGGGCGCGCCACCAGCCCCGGCCCCCGCCCGCCCCUCGGGGCCGGGCCGCCCUGAGCUCUGGAGAGCCGGCCGGCGGGGGCAUGGGUCGCGCGGCUUGGGGGCUGCUGUGGCUGCUGCUGGGCAGCGCCGGCGGGCAGUACGAGAAGUACAGCUUCCGGGGCUUCCCGCCCGAGGACCUGAUGCCGCUGGCCACGGCCUACGGGCACGCGCUGGAGCUGUACGAGGGCGAGAGCUGGCGCGAGAGCGCGCGCUACCUCGAGGCGGCGCUGCGGCUGCACCGGCUGCUGCGCGACAGCGAGGCCUUCUGCCACGCCAACUGCAGCGGCCCCGCGCCGCCCGCGGCCUCCAGCGCCGCGCCCGGCCCCGACGGCGGCGGCGGCGACGGCGACGAGUGGGCCCGCGAGCUGUGGCUCUUCGGCCACGUCCUGGAGCGCGCCGCCUGCCUGCGACGCUGCAAGCGCACGCUGCCCGCCUUCCAGGUGCCCUACCCGCCGCGCCAGCUGCUGCGCGACUUCCAGAGCCGCCUGCCCUACCAGUACCUGCACUACGCGCUGUUCAAGGCUAACCGGCUGGAGAAGGCGGUGGCCGCGGCCUACACCUUCCUCCAGAGGAAUCCGAAGCACGAGCUGACCGCCAAGUAUCUCAGCUACUACCGGGGGAUGCUGGACGUCGCCGACGACUCCCUCACGGACCUAGAGGCCCAGCCCUACGAGGCCGUGUUCCUCCGGGCUGUGAAGCUCUACAACAGCGGGGAUUUCCGCAGCAGCACCGAGGACAUGGAGCGGGCCCUGGCCGAAUACCUGACGGUCUUUGCCCGGUGUCUGGCCGGCUGUGAAGGGGCCCACGAGCAGGUGGACUUCAAGGACUUCUACCCAGCCAUAGCAGAUCUCUUUGCAGAGUCCUUGCAGUGCAAGGUGGACUGUGAGACCAAUUUGACCCCCAAUGUGGGCGGCUACUUCGUGGACAAGUUUGUGGCCACCAUGUAUCACUACCUGCAGUUUGCCUACUACAAGUUGAAUGACGUGCGCCAGGCCGCCCGCAGCGCCGCCAGCUACAUGCUCUUCGACCCCAAGGACAGUGUCAUGCAGCAGAACCUGGUGUAUUACCGCUUCCACCGGGCUCGCUGGGGCCUGGAAGAGGAGGACUUCCAGCCCCGGGAGGAAGCCAGGCUCUACCACAACCAGACCUCCGAGCUGCGGGAGCUGCUGGAGUUCACCCACAUGUACCUGCAGUCAGACGACGAGAUGGAGCUGGAGGAGACAGAACUGCCCACGCAGCCCAAGGAUGCCCCAUCCGACAUCGAGUUUGAGGGGGAAGGUGACUAUGAGGAGGGCAUCUAUGCUGACUGGUGGCAGGAGCCAGAUGCCAAGGGUGACGAGGCUGAGGCUGAGCCAGAGCCUGACCUGGCAUGAGAAGGGGACACCCCUCUCCCCUCAGGAGCUUGGGAAGCCUGAGCCUGAUGGCACCACCCUCGCCGGCCUGGGCAGCAGGAAGAACUAUUUAUUAAAAACUUGAAACGGA